GGAAGUUGAAAAAAGUGUUGAAACGAAAAAUAAGUCAAUGCUCCGUCACUACAUUCUACUGAAAGUCGUCAAGGAAAGACAGACCUAAGUCAAGGAAAGACAGACGUAACGAGUGACGUGUGAAGUUUCCCACCUGCAGAAUGGAGAGAACGACCAACUCAACGCUGUCCUCGGACAUGGAGAGUGAGGAAAAAGACAUGUCUUCUGUGCUCAUCUCCUUCAGCAGAUGGAUGGACAUGCUCUGGGGCUCCUUCCUCAUAGUAACGGGCAUCCCUGGCAACGUACUGACCAUUAUGGUGUUCUAUAAACGUCCGGUGCGAGUGCGCAUGAUCAGCACGCUCCUGGUGUGGCUGUCCGUGGUCAAUCUGACCGUUAUUACCAACAAUGUGGCUCGGAGAGUAGUCAUUGGUGUCACUUCCAGGGAUAUCCGGACCUUCAAUUUUGCCAUUUGUGUGAUCCACAAAGGAGUGUCAUACGUGAACAUCUUCGUGGUCAGCUGGCUCCUAGUCCUCAUCCAAGCCAUUCGCUUGGCCUACAUCAUCCACCCACGGCGGUAAAGUUA
Molecule: messenger RNA, 562 nt
Organism: Aplysia californica (California sea hare)
Lineage: Eukaryota; Metazoa; Mollusca; Gastropoda; Aplysiida; Aplysiidae
Exons: 3
Coding region: 141-557 (138 amino acids)
Cellular component (GO): membrane
Source: RefSeq, a predicted model, not a curated record